AUGAGAUUCCUCUAUGUUACAGGUGUUCAGCAUUGGGACUCUCAUGAAGAGCAGGAUGUUGCGAAUGAGCUCUCAGUCCCCGAUGCUAUCGCGUAUAGCCAGACUAAAUUCGUCGCCGAAGCUGUCGUCAGGCGCGCGGUGCAGCGCAGCCCAUCCGAAACCAAUCAGUUCGUUGUUUUUAACCCGGGAUGGGUCAUUGGCACACCGACUGAGGGUUUUUCUAACCCCGAUGACUAUAUCUGGCGGCUAGCGGCGACGUGUAUCAACAUAGGGGCAUACAAUGCUGCUGAAGCGGACGGGUGGCUCUCCAUAUCAGAUGUCACAGCCACAGCCACAGCGAUUAUUGACACAGUGCUGAGCAAAGAAACCAAGAGAGUGAACGGGAAAGAGCCCGUGAAUGGCAUGACAUGGAGGGAGCUCUGGGGUAUUCUCGAGAGCCUAGAGUGGCUGGCUCUCAUUCGUGCUGAUAUUGAAGCUGCAAAGAAGAAACAUCCCCUAUGGCCGUUAGCACACAUGAUUACGGGAUUUCAGAACGAUGAGCGAAUGGUGGGUAGCUCGCGACAGAAGCGUGGUAGCACGCCGUUGCGAUUUAAAGAUGCUGUAAAAAGGAGCGCCGAGUUCCUUGUCAAAGCUGGCUUUUUACCCACGCCUUCAGAACAGGUUUAA
Penicillium crustosum is the source of this 666-nucleotide messenger RNA. RefSeq lists its product as uncharacterized. The transcript is spliced from 2 exons. Lineage: Eukaryota; Fungi; Ascomycota; Eurotiomycetes; Eurotiales; Aspergillaceae. Bases 1 to 666 code for a protein of 221 amino acids. The record is from RefSeq and is a predicted model, not a curated record.